GUUGGAGCAGUCCUGCACAGUUGUGAUGUGUAAGUUAUUGGAUUACAUGCAGGUCGUCUCCAUUAGCUGUCCAUCGCAAAAGACAAUUCCACUGCUUGAAUGGUGAGGAGUAACUCGUAGAAUCAAUUUCUCAGAGGAGGAUGUCUGUGUCGGGGAAGAAGGAAUUUGAUGUGAAGCAGAUCCUCAGGCUCCGCUGGCGUUGGUUCAGCCAUUCAUCCCAAGGUUCGGCCGGCAGUGGAGGCGGCGGCGUUGGAGGGGUGGGAGGCUACAUCCAGCAGGAUGGCCUGGACCACAGAGUGACGCCUGUCCAGGGCCGGCUGAAGAGUCACUCGCGGGAAAGAGGCGUCGGAGGACUCCGCAAAACUAACAGCCCAGUGCACAGCAUCUUGGCACCGACGCCGGGGCCCACACCUGUCUAUGUCAGAGCGGGUCAUCAAUCAUGGCAGCAUCAGCAGAACACCAUCCAGGGUCUCCAGGUCAACGAGGAAUCUCCAAAGAGCAGUUCCUCGCCCAGCGCCACAAGGAAAGAGGACACCAACACGGGCCAGGAAGAUGUGAAGAACAGCACCGAGGAACCUGCAGAGAUGGAGGCCAGAGAGAGGUUGGCUCUGAGCACCUUCUCCAGAAUGAACACCAACUCCUCCGAUGAGUUUUUUCAGGCCACGAAUCAUGCAGAACAAACUUUCCGCAAGAUGGAGACCUACCUCCAGCACAAGCAGCUGUGUGACGUCCUCUUGAUAGCGGGGGAUCACAAGAUACCAGCUCACAGACUGGUCCUGAGCGCCGUGUCGGACUACUUCGCCGCAAUGUUCACCAGCGACGUGAGAGAGGCGAAGCAGGAGGAGAUCAAGAUGGAGGGAGUCGAUCCAGAGGCCCUCAGAUCCCUGGUUCAUUUUGCCUACACCGGUGUCCUUGAGCUGAAAGAGGAGACCAUCGAGAGUUUAUUGGCUGCAGCCUGCCUCCUCCAGCUUUCACAAGUCAUCCAGGUUUGCUGUAACUUCCUGAUGAAACAGCUUCACCCCUCCAAUUGCCUGGGAAUACGCUCCUUUGCAGACGCCCAAGGCUGCGUGGAUCUGCUCAAUGUGGCUCAUAACUACACCAUGGAACACUUCCUGGAGGUCAUUCAGAACCAGGAGUUCCUGCUGCUCCCCACGGCUGAGAUCGUUAAGCUGCUCUCCAGCGAUGACAUCAACGUGCCCGAUGAGGAAACCAUCUUCCAGGCUUUGAUGAUGUGGGUGCGCUAUGAUGUCCAGCAUCGACAGCAGGACCUCGGGGUGCUUCUCGCCUUCAUCCGCCUGCCUCUGCUUCCUCCACAGCUCCUCGCUGAUCUGGAAAACAACAAGAUGUUCUCUGAUGAUCUGGAAUGCCAAAAGCUGCUGAUGGAGGCCAUGAAGUACCAUCUUCUGCCUGAGAGACGUCCCAUGUUUCAGAGCCCGAGAACCAAACCCAGAAAGUCCACUGUGGGUGCACUUUAUGCUGUAGGAGGCAUGGAUGCCACCAAAGGCUCCACCACCAUAGAGAAGUACGACCUGCGCACCAACACUUGGGUCCAGGUUGGAGUGAUGAACGGACGGCGGCUGCAGUUUGGCGUGGCGGUGAUAGACAACAAGCUGUACGUGGUCGGAGGGAGGGAUGGACUCAAGACGUCCAACAUGGUGGAGUGUUACAACCCGAUCAAUAAAGUGUGGUCCACCAUGCCCCCCAUGUCAACACACAGGCACGGACUUGGUAUUGCUGUGCUGGAGGGCCCUAUGUAUGCCGUGGGAGGCCACGACGGCUGGAGCUAUCUGAACACAGUGGAGCGCUGGGACCCGCAGGCCAGACAGUGGAACUACGUGGCCAGUAUGUCGACACCACGGAGCACCAUGGGGGUCACAGCGCUCAAUGGAAAAUUGUUUGCAGUCGGUGGUCGAGACGGCAGCUCGUGUCUGAGGUCGAUGGAGUGCUUCGAUCCGCACACCAACAAGUGGAGCAUGUGUGCUCCCAUGGCUAAGAGGCGAGGAGGGGUGGGUGUGGCGACGUACAACAACUUCCUGUAUGCUGUGGGUGGGCACGACGCCCCCGCUUCCAACCACUGCUCUAGACUCUCCGACUGCGUGGAGAGGUAUGACCCAAAGACCGACACGUGGACAACUGUGUCCUCCCUCAGUGUCCCCCGGGACGCGGUGGGUGUUUGCCUGCUGGGUGACAGGCUUUAUGCUGUGGGCGGAUAUGACGGCCAGUCAUACCUGAACACUGUUGAGUCCUACGAUGCACAGAACAAUGAGUGGACUGAGGAGGUCCCUCUCAACAUUGGCAGGGCAGGCGCCUGCGUGGUGGUGGUGAAAUUGCCUUGAGCGCUUUGUCUCACGACAGCACGGGAAACAAAUGAGAGAGCAGCGAAGAAGAGCGGACAAACAAAACAAGAGAUCAAGGACACAUCCUUCGAGAGUCAUGUUUCCUUUUUUUUUUUUUUGUUUUUUUUCCCUUUAACUCGGCUCUCCAGAUUUUUCAGAGGGAACCGCAGACGGAGCCUUGCCCGUAAACCAUUGUUUCUAUCAUUAGUGGACAUGUCUGCCCACUGGGGAAGACUGCACAUUCUCCACAUUCUCAACCGAUCAAGAAUUUUCAUAGACUUGGCUAAGCUGUAGCAAGAGCCGAGCCUUUGUUGUUCUGGUUUGUUGAACUAGUUUUAUGAAAAGUUGAGUGUACAGUCUGUCUGUAAGAUUAAAUGUAAAAGUUACAUUUUGAUUAAACACCCAGCAGGUAGAUCUACAUCUACACAGAGACUUUUCUUAUCAGUGCCAUCACACAGUCUAUUUUGGAGUUUAUACUUCACUUUAUAGCCACUCAUAUGACAAUAAUUGCAAUCCAUUAAUGUCACCAUGUUCCAGUGUCUUCCCUCAGUGGGUGGUCCAAACAGACGACGUAAAGGCGAGACCACUGUGAGCACUGAGGGUGAUGAGCUUGUCAAGGUGUGAAGAAUAGGAAUGAAAUCGAACUUUUUGCUGAAUAAUAUAUUUGGACAUUUUCUUCAGUUCUUUUUUUUUUAUUGAGCCUGUAGCUACAGAACACCAAAGUCAUUUGCUUGUCUUAGAAGUCUUGUUACACAUUCAAUACAAGUUUACAAAGUUGUGAAUUACAGAAAAUAUAUCAUAUUGAUAUUUCACAUUGCUGUACAGAUUUUUUUGUGAACUUUCAGAAACCACAUUCGUGCUGACAGAAUCACGCCUAAGCCAGUGCACUCUGCAGUUAUCGUCAUUCUUUGGUCUUCACUUCUGGGCAUGCUGAGAGAACGUUUUAUUUGAUUUAUACAAUAUGAUGUAUCAAGAUCACUCUUCUGUAUUUUUAAGGAUUUUAUGCCUUUUUAGGUCAUGUAGGUGAUCUUAUUCGCAACACGACCAUCGGAUUAACACAAAAGCGGCAGCAAACUGUUGCUGAGUGGCACCGAGUGCGGCCGAAAGCAGCUGCCCGAGUCUGAGAGGGAAUUUCAAACGCUGUUUCAGGCGCGCUGCGCUCGGAAACCUGAUUUUCACUGAUGUGAUUUUGAUUAGAAUUUUUAGAUUUGUAGGUGGUGCCGCUCAUAAAAGCGAAACAUUACUAACUUUAUCACAACGAGAACAAUUUGUAACUGGAAUUAUAUCUUGUUUUUGGGGCCAAAUGUUACUUUUUAUGCUUUUAUCAUAAUUUUGUACAGCAUGCAAUCCUAUAAAUAAAAUGACUUCAGUCUUCUCUGCACGUUCAAAUCCAUGUUUCUAGCUGAAUGUGGCUCCUCAGCGGACAGAUC
This is a messenger RNA of Chelmon rostratus (copperband butterflyfish), 3766 nucleotides long. It is a transcript of the gene klhl4, whose product is annotated as kelch-like family member 4. Gene Ontology annotation, molecular function: protein binding. Lineage: Eukaryota; Metazoa; Chordata; Actinopteri; Chaetodontiformes; Chaetodontidae. The coding region runs from base 141 to 2336 and encodes 731 amino acids. The transcript is spliced from 12 exons. The record is from RefSeq and is a predicted model, not a curated record.